Molecule: messenger RNA, 1146 nt
Organism: Coffea arabica (coffee)
Lineage: Eukaryota; Viridiplantae; Streptophyta; Magnoliopsida; Gentianales; Rubiaceae
Source: RefSeq, a predicted model, not a curated record
AUGGGCAAGACGACUCCUGAGGCAAUCUCUGACUCGUUGAUUAAAGUUAGGGCCAAUCCACCAUCUUUCCCUAGUAGGCUGGAGAAGCUAAGGAAGCAAGAGAAGGAAAAAGAGAUUUUAAAGGUGUUUCGAAAGGUGCAAGUUAACAUCCCUUUAUUAGAUGGAAUCAAGCAGGUGUCCAAGUAUGCCAAGUUCUUGAACAAUUUGCGUGUUAACAAAAGAAAGCUGAGGGGAGAUGAACGAGUUGUGGUGAGGGAGAACGUAUCAGCAGUGCUGCAAAGGAAACUACCGCCAAAGUAUGGAGAUCCAGGUAUGUUCUCUAUCUCAUGCGGAAUAGGGAAUACUAGGAUUAGAGAUGCGAUGCUAGAUUUAGGAGCAUCAAUUAAUGUGAUGCCAAAGAGUUUUUACAUGUCUUUAAAUCUAGGACCAUUAAAGAAAACUAGAAUUAUCAUUCAGUUAGCAGAUUGUACUAAUGACUAUCCUGACGGGCUAAUUGAAGAUGUUCUGGUCAAAGUAAAUGACCUAGUGUUCCCUGCUGAUUUCUAUGUACUUGACAUGCAUGAUGAACACUCCCAUAAUCGAUCACCUCUUAUGUCAGGGAGACCCUUUUUGAGUACUGCCGAAACCAAAAUUGAUGAGAAAAGGAGUACCCUUACAAUGAAAUUUGAUGGGGAGGUAGUUCAUUUUAAUAUAUUUGAUAUCAUGAAAUAUUCAUCUAAAUCCCACUCUGUUUUUGGCAUAAGUGUGAUUAAUCCUGUGGUCCAGGAAGUUUUUGAGUUGAAUGGUAGGGAUGAGUUAGAAGUCGCUCUUACCAAGUAUCUUGAGUUGGAAGCAACUUAUGAUGUGGAGUUAAGUGCAGAGUUGAAGUACACAGUUGGAGCAUUGCAAUCACUGGCAUUUACUACCAGUAGGUACGACCUUGUACCCCUAUUUAUACCCGAAUCUCAUCCGAGGUUGUUACCUUCUGUGAUGCAAGUGCCAGCAGUGGAAUUAAAGCCUCUGCCAGAUUAUCUCAAAUAUGCAUACCUUGGUGAUCGAAAGACUCUUCCGGUCAUAAUUUCGACUAAAUUAUCAGCCGUACAGGAGGAAAAAAUUGAUAAGGGUGCUACAAGAACACAAGGAGGCGAUAGAAUGGUCCAUUGCUGA